Messenger RNA from Dreissena polymorpha, 2532 nucleotides. Its product is annotated as heat shock 70 kDa protein 12B-like. The record is from RefSeq and is a predicted model, not a curated record. Bases 88 to 990 code for a protein of 300 amino acids. The transcript is spliced from 5 exons. Gene Ontology annotation, molecular function: ATP binding; ATP-dependent protein folding chaperone. NCBI's taxonomy places the organism in Eukaryota, Metazoa, Mollusca, Bivalvia, Myida, Dreissenidae.
GGGUAAAUCACUUCCUGAUAAGCAACCUUUGUUCAGCUUAUUGACAUUGCGCAGUUUGCAAUAAGGACUUGAUGUACAGAAACCGUGAUGGCAUUUGGGGGAACCUCUCUCAUAGUUGCCACCUUCGACAGCGGAUAUGCGUUUUCAUUUGAAAAAAGCCCAAAUGCCGUAAAAAUAAACAAAAACAGAACCGCUGGGUCUGGAAAACUAAUCUGCCUUAAAACACCAACGAGUGUUCUGUUAAACAAAACCAGUGAGUUCGAUUCGUUUGGUUUCGAUGCCGAGGACAAGUAUUCAUUGCUGGCAGAGGAAGAUCAACACCACGGGUGGAGACUGUUCAGACGAUUCAAGAUGGUUCUACAUAAUGAACAGGUUAUUUCCCAGUCAACAACUGUGGAAGAUUUGGAAGGGAAGACCUAUCCAGCUAUGCCAAUAUUUACCAUGUCCAUUCGAUACCUUCAAAGGCACUUAUUAGAGGCACUGAGUUUAAGCAAAGUAGGGAUAUGUGAAACUGAUAUCAAGUACAUCAUAACGGUCCCUGGAAUUUGGGGAAAAGCUGCUAAACAAUUCAUGAGAGAACCAGCAAUUGAGGCUAGCAUUGACGGCGACAGACUUAAGUUGGCUCUAGAGCCUGAGGUAGCCGCCGUGUGUUGUGAAGCUCUCGAACAUACGUUAACAGGACAGAAGUUCAUGGUCGUGGACAUUGGAGGUGGCACCGCUGACAUAUCUAUCCACGAGAAACAAGGCGAUGGCUCACUGAAGAAUAAACACGCCCCUAGUGGAGGUCCUUGGGGAGGCAUAUACGUAGACGAAAACUUCGCAACGUUCCUAUCAGAAGUAUUCGGGACAAAGGCAUUGUCCACUAUGCAAACAAAUGACAUGUACGAUAUGAUUCGCGACAUCGAGGUGAAGAAGAGAAAAUUCGAGUCUGAUUCUGAGGCCGAUAUCAUUUUUCGCAUUCCGUAUGCACUUAAGGAAAGCGCUGAUUAACAGUUCAAUCAACCUUAUCUGACCGACUGUCUACAUUGAAAUAUGGAAAUCAAAUCAUUUCCAAGGGUCAGGACAAAGUUGGUGUGAACUCAUCGAUCAUGCAAAGUUGGUUUAACGAGCCGGUGUCCAAGAUGGUUGAUCAUAAUCCGUUGUAUCUUGCAAGAAGAACGAUUAAGAGAUGUCGGUAUAAUUAUCUUAGUUGGAGGUUUUGCAGAGAGCCCAUACGUACAAAAGAGCAUACAGAACGCGCUUCCAAACAAACGGCUGAUAGUUCAUGGAGAUGCGGGGCUAGCCGUUCUUAAGGGAGCAGUGAUGUUCGGGCACAAGCCUGAUAUCAUAUCAUCCAGGGUAAUGGAUUACACGUACGGGAUAGAGAUGUAUGGUUGGUAUGACGAAAAUAAACAUCCAGUGGGAAAGAAACUAUUCCGCGAAGGCAAAUGGAUGGCUGAACACUUUUUUGAAAUAUUUGUGAUGGUUAAUGACGAUGUGCCAGUUGAUAGCAAAGUGUAUUGUAGCACAACGCCAGGCGCUGAAAUCUCAGUAAUUCCAAUUUACCGCACCAAAGUUCGAGACCCCGUGUUCAUCACAGAUCCUGGUUGCGAGCUUCUUGGCACAUUAGAAAUAGAGAACGACAAAGAUAUGCCACUGGAAGAACAAACAAACAAGACAACUUUCAUAUUUGGCGACACUGAACUGUUGAUAGAGAUCAAGAACAUCAGUACGGGAAAAGUGGAGACCCUGACGCUGGACGUGAUGAAACAACUGUAGUGCAUAUCAAUAUAUCGAAUGCAAAGCGUACAGUUAAGGACGUGUUAGAUUAUCAGUAGUAUCAAGUUAUCAAGAAGAUAAAUAUAUAUACUUCGAAGCCAUUAAUUUUGAUUUUUUAGUGAUUGUUUUAUAUAUAUUUUAUCUUUAUAGUUUAUCAUUGAAUUUAACACUUUUAGUCACCGUAGAAAUACUGAGGAUCUUCAAAAGGUCAAACAUACCGAUCAUAAGACAGGGGCCCGGUCUUCGAAACACAUCCAGGAUGUGAUUUUCUUUAGGAAGUUACAAUAAAGAAUGACAAAAAUAUUUCGUUUAAUGAUCAGAAACACAAGACAGCAUUAAUGUUUGAGGACACGAAACUGCUAAUAACGCAAACGAACACUUAGUCGGGCAAGGUGGAGACGCUGACACUGGACUUGAACAAGACGAAGUUCUACUGCACAUCGUUAUCUAGAAAUUAUUGACAGUGUGAUACAAAAAAGACGACGGAACAAAAUAAAAACACUUCCAAAAUCAGAAUCUUUUAAUUUAUGUGUAAUUAUUUAACUGAGGUUGACCUGUGUUGUUUUUUUCAGUGAAUUAUGUGUAUGCACUUGCAAUUGUGCAACAUCCCAUGAGUUUGUGUCAAAGGAAGUUGAUGAGCCUACUUUCAAAUUGUGGCUUUUCAGCAACACAUUAUUUUCGGUAAUAUUUCAACAGAAAACGAAUGAAGUGAUGACGAGACUUAUAAGUUACUGAGUGUAAGGCAUUUUAAGGCAAUACAAAAUGGCGAUCAUU